Molecule: messenger RNA, 883 nt
Organism: Drosophila albomicans
Lineage: Eukaryota; Metazoa; Arthropoda; Insecta; Diptera; Drosophilidae
Exons: 1
Coding region: 78-773 (231 amino acids)
Source: RefSeq, a predicted model, not a curated record
CGGGCGGGGUAGGCUGUGUUAACAGAGUUAACAGUUAUUUGUACAGACAUUUUAUAGUCAGAUUUAAAGUACACAACAUGCCCAGACGUCGUCGACCCCGUUGUAAGGUGAAACCCUUGAUUGCACUGUGCCAGGAUCAGGCAACAGCCGGGGACAGCGAUGGCAGCCAGGAUGAUCAACUGAAUGAGAGUAAAAGCGACGACCUGGACACGCCCACAGCUGUGGCUACCCAUCCACAUCCAUAUAAUACCGCAAGUCUGCUACCCGAUUGGGAGUACAAACACUUUCCGGAACUGCACAAUCAGCUGCCGUGUUUGCCCACAUUCGCAGAUGUCUUCGGGCAGCAUUCGGAGGUCAUCUUCCAGGAGCACAGGCCACAGAGCAACGCAACAACGGAUCGUCAACUUCGCGCUACGUUGUUGCCCGAUUUCUUUGGCCUUGCCGGUCUCGUGGCUAAUUUGCGUGCUCCGCGGGGGAAUGUUGUGAAUGCUGUGCAAUUGGCCAUUGGCGAGGAUCUGACCACAUUCGGGUUAGAUUUGACCAGUCAGGGUGACAUCUAUGUGCACUUUAAUGGCCCCUUUACACAGCAGCCAGCAUCUCGAAGCUCAGCGAAUUGUGCCUUGGAGUUGGGCAUGCGGGGAAUGCGGGAUGCCAUGAACAAGUAUCCGACCCGACCUCCGAUCUGGGAACCGUUUGUACCUGAGACCAGGGAUUUGGGUCUGUUGUUUCCGGUGCCGAAGUUUGCGCAGCAAUCGCGUAAAAAAUCUGCCUAGUUUGAUGUCCAUUGGCACCUUUACAAAUUGUUGUUUUAUUGUCUUUGGUUAUUUGUCAGCCAGCUCAUAUUUCGCUUAUCAUUAAACAAAUACAUAUAUUUUAAACAAUC